AUGUCUUUGAAAGAUUUUUAACUGCUGUCUAAAUUAGGUAAGUUUUAUUUCAUGGAUAUUAUUAGGAGAGGGAGCUUAUUCAUCAGUGUACAAAGUAAAAAGAUUGGAGGAUUCUUAAGAAUAUGCUUUAAAGAAAGUUAAAUUAUAGAACUUGAAUGAUAAAGAAAAACAAAAUGCUAUGAAUGAGGUUCGCAUUUUAGCCUCUAUCAAGCAUCCUAAUAUUAUAAGUUAUAAAGAAGCUUUUAUUGAUAUCCAAAGUAACUCAUUAUGGUAAAAUCUAUAAUAAAUUACUGUUAGUAUUGUGAUGGAAUUUGCAGAUGGUAGUGAUUUAUAUUAGAAAAUUGUUAACUCAAAGAAAAAUGGGAAAUAGAUAGAGGAACAAAUUAUUUGGAAUAUUUUUAUUUAAAUAGUGAGAGGAUUGAAAGCAUUGCAUGAAUUAAAAAUUUUACAUAGAGAUCUAAAAGUAUAAUAUAAAAUAAUAUUAUAAAGAGUGCAAAUGUAUUUUUGUAUUAAAAUGGAGAUGUAAAAUUAGGGGAUAUGAAUGUUUCUAAAGUUGCAAAAAAAGGAUUAUUGUACACUCAAACAGGAACACCCUUUUAUGCAAGUCCUGAAGUAUGGAAAGAUUAACCUUAUGAUCAGAAAUCAGACAUUUGGAGUUUGGGAUGUGUUGUGUAUGAAAUGGCAUCUCUAAAACCUCCCUUUUAAGCAGAGGAUAUGGAAGGAUUAUAUAAAAGAGUUAUAAGAGGAUAUUAUCCUAGAAUUUCAUAAAAUUAUUCUCAAGAUCUCAGUAAUGUAAUAAGGUCAAUGUUGUAAGUAUAACCACAUUUGAGACCAAAUUGUGACAAAUUAUUAUAAUUUCCAUCUCUUUUAAAAAGAUAGGAUGAUAUGCCUAAAUAAGAAUAAACAGAUAACGAACCUAAUACAUUAUUGUCAACUAUUAAAUUUCCUAAAAAUUAUCAUUAUUUUACAUCUAUGUUACCUAAACCAUGUUAUGAAUGUGUCAAUAGAAAAUAAAUAAAAUCAUUACAUUCUCAAUAAGCCAGUCCAAAUCCAAGAUCUUUGAUGAGUGUGAAUGGCAGUUAUGAUGAUGUAACUAGUUAAUAGACUAUUGAUAAAAAAGACUAAAUUAAUAAUAAUCGUAAAGCUUAACCAGAUGUUUUAUUGAUAUUAGAAUAAUAUAAUAAGGUAUAAUAUUUUUAAUCAUUAAAAAUUAGUAAUUAAGAAAACCAGUCAUGAAAGUUAGACCAAAUAGACAUUAAAGUUAAGAGGAAGUAAGUGUUUUAGAAGUCAUAACUCAACAUUAAUCUAAACUAUCCUUGGAGAAUAAUAGAUUGCCAAUACUUGAUGAAGCUUCUCCUAUUAAAAGAAAAGCUAAGCCUAAUAAACAUAGAAACUAAAGUUUACCUAAUGCAAAUUUACUCCCACUUAUAUAAGCAGGUGUAUUAAAAUGA
Molecule: messenger RNA, 1451 nt
Organism: Paramecium primaurelia
Lineage: Eukaryota; Ciliophora; Oligohymenophorea; Peniculida; Parameciidae
Source: the annotation of a GenBank genome assembly